This is a messenger RNA of Fibroporia radiculosa, 945 nucleotides long. RefSeq lists its product as uncharacterized. The coding region runs from base 1 to 945 and encodes 314 amino acids. NCBI's taxonomy places the organism in Eukaryota, Fungi, Basidiomycota, Agaricomycetes, Polyporales, Fibroporiaceae. The record is from RefSeq and is a predicted model, not a curated record. The transcript is spliced from 4 exons.
AUGGGCCGCAUGGCGGUCGCCGUGAGUGUAGGUUACCAUGAAGCCAGACAUUGGCAUCGGCGUAUAUAUGGUGGACAGGUAAACCUAACACAAGUGCUUCCCGGUGAUAUCGGCUGUGCCGCUGCAUACGAGGCAUAUCGCUUUUGGAAAUAUCACCAUCCUUUGUACGAGCCCUUGGUAGACCGCGAGAGACAAAGGGAGGCCAUAAUGGGCAUGGCUAUCGGGGAAGCACAACAUCUGUGGCAGCAUACUGGCCGCGUAUAUGACAACAUUGGACUCAGGGAAGCAUGCGAAUCAGCUGCCGCGACUGCAUCACGGAUUGCAAACCGAGUCCUUGGGUACGAUGGUACGAUUGCCCAAACGGGCCUUCCAUCCUCUGCUUACGAUCAGACAAUCGCGUACGAUGCCUACGGCAACACCACCUCCGCGCGGCCCUCUGCCUUGCGCCGCUGCUCAUCGUAUGGUUCAAACCUCUCAGCCUCAAUCGGUAGCCCAUACAUCAACCCUGCAUAUGCGACUUCCUCACCCUAUGGCGGUACAGCCUCCAUCGUCGGCGCCUCCACACCGAUUCCCAGCAUGAUGGGUAGUUACUCCGCAGGCGCGGCUCCUGGUGCAUACAUCACGGGCGUCUCAAGCCCAAGCUAUGCUCCCGGCGGCGUCGGGAGUGCGUACUCUGGGGCAGCUGCGUACCAGACCGCCGCUACCGGCGGCGCGUAUCAAGUAGCGCCACCAAUGUACGCAGCGGGCGGGGUCGUGCCGCAGGCAGGUGCCACAUACAUGAGCGGAAUGAAUCCGGUUGGUUAUGGGGCCGCGGGCAUCGCAGGCUACGCUGCAUAUCCAGGACAGCAGACUGUUCCUCCAGGUUCGACGAUCAUCAUCCGCCCGAGACGUCACCAUCACCACCACCACCACCGAUCGCGCAGCUUGAGUGUGGAUAGAUAUUGA